AACUGAUGUUAAAAAACAAUAAAAACACUCAAUUUGCUUUAAAAAAAGUGUAGCAGCAGUAAAAAUUCUGUUUUUGCCUACUUAUUCUGACUACCUGAUAACCUUUUUGACAAACAAUCAACGUCUUUAUCGACCCAAGCCGCCAUACAACCCAAAACCAGGUAUUUUCUGGGUCGAGAUCAAAAAUCCGACAAUCAAACCAAAAACCAGCCCGAUUUCGAUAAAAUUACGCCUUGGGCCGCCUCUGUAAAGUAGCUUAGACCAGUCGAUCGAGUCUCGAGAGAUAACAAUUAGUGCGAAUGGAAUGUCUGCGUCUGCGAGUUGUUGGACUUUGGUUGGUCGAGAGGUUGGGUAUGUUCGGGGGCUCGUCGCCGACGUCAUGCAUGUUGUCGGUGACGCUGUUGCACAAUAAAAUCACCUGCUUUGAAAACUCGCACGCAGCGCACACGGAUCGCCAGUUUCGUUUCGUUCGCGACGACGACGACCACGACAGUGACUGCUGCCGUCGUCGAACGCCCAACUCAAAAAAAAAUUCAAACUAAACUUUCAAACUAAAACUAAAUUAAAACUAAAAAAAUUGAGCGUCUGGCAGAGAAAAAAACUUGUUUAAACCUGUGAUACUAGCUUUAAUAUCUAAUCGAAAUAAAUUGUUUGCUCCGUAGGCGUGUGGCAGAUAUUUUUAAAGUGCGAGACUUUCGAAAUGCACUUCAGCACGCGCAAUAUUUGCGUCGUCUGAGAGCAGCACGCGUUCCGCCAAAGAUAAAAUACACAAAAAAGUAAGCGUGCUAAUUUUAUACUACUAGUGCAAAUUUAAGACAUUUUAAACUAAAAAAAAUUAAAUUUAUUUAAAAAUUUAAAAAAAUGAUUACUCUUCGCUGUGCGGUUUUUAUCUGCCUGGCCCAACUUGUUGCCUCUACAACUCCUCCAUGUGAUAGUGAAAUUUACUGCCAUGGCCAAUUAUUACACACCGUACAAAUGUCAAAAAUCUUCCAAGAUUCCAAAACUUUCGUCGACAUGAAACUGCGAUACAAUGCAAACACAACUUUAGAGAAUUUCAAAGAUUUCAUGUCUAAUCACAAUCAACAUCCGUCCCGCGAUGCAGUUAUUCGUUUCGUCAAUGAAAGUUUUGAACCCGCUGGGCGUGAAUUCGAAGACUGGAUCCCACAGGACUGGACGCCAUCCCCGAAAUUCGUCCGGAGUAUACAAGACCCCGAAUAUAAAACCUUCGCGUUGACUUUGAAUAAAGUCUGGAAGGAGCUCGGGCGUAAAAUGCGUGAAGAUGUUAAAGAAAAUCAAGACCUCUACAGUAUUAUCUGGGUACCCAAUCCUGUCAUAGUCCCUGGUGGACGUUUCCGUGAGUUUUACUAUUGGGAUUCCUAUUGGAUCAUCCAAGGAUUACUUCUGAGUGAAAUGCAUACAACAGUCAAAGGAAUGUUGACUAAUUUUGCUUAUAUUGUGGAUACCUAUGGACAUAUACCCAAUGGUGGUAGGAUUUAUUAUCUAGAAAGAUCACAACCUCCACUUUUUAUACCCAUGGUUAAAUUGUAUGUGGAUAGUACGGGUGAUAAGGAUUUCGUGGCGGAACGCAUGGGUACCUUUGAAAAAGAGUUUUCUUAUUGGAUGGAUAACCAUGCGGUCAAAGUAGAAAAAGAUGGGAAGAAUUACACGCUGUAUAGAUAUGCGGAUACAUCUAUGGGACCCAGACCUGAAUCAUACUCUGAAGAUGUGGAAAGCAGCGCGAUUUUUAAGGAAGAAAAAGAAAAGGAGGCGUUUUAUUCGGAGAUUAAAGCAGCAGCUGAGUCAGGAUGGGAUUUUUCAAGUAGAUGGUUCAUUUUGAAUGGUACUAAUAAAGGAAAUUUAACUAAUAUAAAAACAAGAUCCAUUAUCCCCGUGGACCUUAACGCUAUGCUCUACCAAAAUGCAAUGAUCCUCGCUGAAUGGCACGAAGAACUCGGAAAUAUCUCCCAAUCCAGCUACUAUAGAACAAUAGCACACACAAUCAUGGAAGCAGUCGAAGCUGUGUUAUGGCAUGAAGAAGUAGGUUCCUGGUUGGAUUAUGAUAUACUCAACGGAGUUAAACGCGACUGGUGGUACCCUACCAACAUCUCCCCAUUAUGGACCGGAUGUUACGAUAAAUCAAACACCGAUAAAAUCGUCCGAUUAGUACGCAAAUAUUUAGACAACAGUAAUGUAAUCUACCCUGGAGGUGUACCAAUGUCUCAGGAACACACCGGUGAACAAUGGGACUUCCCCAAUGUAUGGCCACCAAUUCAACAUAUGAUGAUAGUAGGAUUAAACAACACAGGUGAUGAAGCUGCGCAGAGAUUAGCGUAUGAACUGGCUGAACGUUGGGUGAGGUCCAAUCACAAAGCGUUCAUGGAGACAGAAGCCAUGUUUGAGAAGUAUGAUGCGACUGUAUUCGGUGGACAUGGUGGAGGAGGUGAAUAUGAAGUGCAACUUGGUUUCGGAUGGUCAAAUGGAGUGAUUCUUGAUCUCCUAUAUCGAUAUGGUGAUCAAUUAUCAUCAACUGAAGAUGAAACAACAGAAGCAACAGAAAAUGUAGAAGAAAUUAUCAUCGUGGAGAAUAUAAUUGAUCAAACCACAUUACCAUCAAAAAGCUCCACGAAUAUGGGAUCUGUAGUGAUGUCUUUCAUUGCAUUGGUCGUCACUGUAGUGGCAGGAUAUAUAGGAGUCUCAUUGUACCGGAAAUGGAACGGUGGACGGCGGCCAUUACCGGAACAACUCAGACCAGCAAGGACGAAGUACACCGAACUGAGAAACGUACAAAAACGCACCUCACGUGGAAACAGAUAAAUUAAUUAUUAGAUUAAAGAGCGGAAUUAAUGACAUGAUUUUUGUUUUUCGUUUUGAACUCGAAUUACGAGCGAAUUUAUUUAUUCGAGAAUGUUAUAUUGCGCGACUGAACGAGUAAUACACAAGUAUGUUUAUUUUAAUUGUCGUCGGUGAUAACCAAGGCUAUUGCCACUGUGUUACAACAUUACAGUAAUGCUGUGAUGCGAAUAAUUACCCGUAAUUGCACACCGAGUGAAUCGGUAUCGCUUUAAUCGCUUUAAAACUGUUAAACAACUAAACUACAAAGAAAUGAAUGAAAGAAAAAAAGGAACUACAUGUGAUAGAAAACAAUUACGCCAAUUGACACUAUAUCUUAAUUCUUGCCAAUUAUUAUCUAAUUUAAUUCUAUUUCUAAACCUAAAAAGACAUAAAAUUAAUUAAACUUAAACUUAAGGUAGUUUUUAAUCACCACCAAAGUAUAAUAUGACAUGCCUGACAUGACAUUGUAUUUUUUGAUACUUCUUAUGCCGAUUUUGCCAUAAAGUGUCCUAAAUUUAUAAAAAUUAAUUUAUUUUAGAAAUGAAAAUAAAUUUUGAGAAAUUAAAUUAA
Dalotia coriaria is the source of this 3402-nucleotide messenger RNA. RefSeq names its product trehalase-like. The transcript is spliced from 5 exons. Gene Ontology annotation, molecular function: alpha,alpha-trehalase activity. Gene Ontology annotation, biological process: trehalose catabolic process. The record is from RefSeq and is a predicted model, not a curated record. Lineage: Eukaryota; Metazoa; Arthropoda; Insecta; Coleoptera; Staphylinidae. The coding region runs from base 862 to 2814 and encodes 650 amino acids.